CAUAAAAGCACGAGACUUCUCCGACAUUGGCACAGAAGCCCAUUGUCACUGAGACGGUAAACAAUCACUGGAUCUCUCAGUCAUCACUAGUCAGAAUGAAGUUGCACGCUCUAGUUCUAACAUUAUGUGUUGUUGUUGGAUACGCAAUCGCUGAAACAGAGGAAAACAGCCAAUGGCCCACUUCAUUUUCGGGGCCAUAUCGGUUUCGUCGCGAUUCCCAAAAAAAUUCGAUAAACAUCCAAGCGACUCGGCCUGAGAACGGCCCGACUCGUCAACCUACUUUGGAUCUCAACUUUAAUCGUAACCUCGCGAAUAACGACCGCACCAGGGCAGACGUUUUCGGGGGAGUAAGUAAAGUACCUGGACAACGAGCGCAGCCGCACCUCGGUAUCCAGGUUGAAAGAGACAUCGGCAAAAACGGUUUUAUCAGAGGUUCUGGCCAACUUCAGCCGCGUCCUGGAAGUCACCGUUUCUCCCCGUCGUUCGGUAUAACUGGUGGCUUUCGAUUCAGAAGAGAAGCCAACCCCCAACGAAAUUCGAUAAGCUUCCAAGGUGCUCAGCCUAUGAGCGGUCCGAAUCGUCAACCUUCGUGGGAUCUCAACUUUAAUCGUAACAUCGCGAAUAACGACCGCACCAGGGCAGACGUUUUCGGGGGAGUAAGUAAAGUACCCGGACAACGAGCACAACCGCACGUUGGUAUUCAGGCUGAGAGGAAUUUCGGUAAGAACGGUUUCAUCCAAGGUUCCGGCCAACUUCAACCGGGCCGCGGAGGUCGCGGUGUCUCUCCGUCGUUCGGCAUAAACGGUGGCUUCCGGUUCAGAAGGGAAGCCAACCCCCAAAGAAAUUCGAUAAGCUUCCAUGGUACUCAGCCUAUGAGCGGUCCGAAUCGUCAACCUUCGUGGGAUCUCAAUUUUAAUCGCAACAUCGCGAAUAACGACCGUAGCAGGGCAGACGUUUUCGGCGGAGUGAGUAAAAUACCUGGACAACGAGCACAACCGCACGUUGGUAUCCAGGCUGAAAGGAAUUUCGGUAAGAACGGCUUCAUCAGCGGUUCCGGCCAGCUUCAACCGGGUCGCGGAGGUCGCGGUGUCUCCCCGUCGUUCGGUAUAACCGGUGGCUUCCGCUUCAGGAGAGAGACCGAACCCCAGCUCGCUCAGGCAAACUUUGACAACAACGGUGUUAUCAGAGAUUCUGACCAGCUUUGGCCAGCUCCGAGAGGACACGAGGUCUAUCCUUAAAUUACUAUAAGCGGUAGCUUUUGACUCUGGCUAGGACUCAAAAUCGAGGAAAUGGAUGAAGUCGGUGGCAAGAGCUGUAAAAUUUAGACUGUCUUGUUUUGUUAUGUACCAACGAAAAUGACGAAUUGAUGUCGUUGAACGAAAUUAUUGUCUGGGAGGCUUUAUAUAUGUAUGUAGUUAGAUAUAUUUCCAAUUAAAACACUUUUUUAUUUAUUCCUGUAAAUAUUUAUAGUAGUUUUACUAAAAGCGCAAGUAUAAUUAAGCAGAAUUUGUAAGCAAUAAAAAAUACCAGAAAAAUA
Messenger RNA from Harpegnathos saltator (Jerdon's jumping ant), 1537 nucleotides. RefSeq names its product circumsporozoite protein. The record is from RefSeq and is a predicted model, not a curated record. Lineage: Eukaryota; Metazoa; Arthropoda; Insecta; Hymenoptera; Formicidae. The coding region runs from base 96 to 1238 and encodes 380 amino acids. The transcript has 2 exons.